Molecule: messenger RNA, 4211 nt
Organism: Anneissia japonica
Lineage: Eukaryota; Metazoa; Echinodermata; Crinoidea; Comatulida; Comatulidae
Product: protein bark beetle-like
Exons: 7
Cellular component (GO): membrane
Source: RefSeq, a predicted model, not a curated record
AUUCACGGACUUCAACGGGUAGUACAUUCCACAUUUUUGAAGCCACAACACGAAAUGAUCUCUCACCAUAUGAUUUUGAACGGCACCCAGGAACAAAGAAAGUUAAUGAACUUGUAGUUGAUCUGAGUGUUCGGGAACAAGUGGAUGAGCGUAGUCUGAGACGAUCAUGCAUGUACGUGGACUUACAAACGUUAGUAACAUGUCGCUUUAGUGGCAUCGUGUUGUCAAAAGUCACACCAACAUUACGGACUUCUUGUGAUGGAGUGACCGUUGUAUUACCAAAGCGGAGACACUGCAGAUUUUGUGAAUUAGAACGAUGCCUGGAGUAUGCAAUGUUCUCCACAGCAAUGGCGAUCAGUAAACAUCAUUUGGUGUUCAUAAUGAUUGUCGGAAUUUCCUGUUCAAACUUGGCGUUAGCGGAAACAUUUAUCAACGGGGAAAUAUCUGAAGAUACCAAUUUGUCGUCGGCUAACAGUCCAGUGUAUGUGACCGAUGAUGUAACUGUUGGGACCGAUGUAACACUGACCAUCCAGGCAGGAGUGCAGAUGCUGUUUGCAGAAGGUGUUGGUAUGUACGUCGAGGGAACGUUGAUCACAAAUGGAACUGAGGAAGAACACGUGGUAAUGACUAGUUUUGGAAAUUCAACUUUUUCUAGAGAAGAUUGGUACCAUAAGUGGUCACACGUUCGAUUGGUCAGUGGGAGUAACCACCUUGAAGGACGGGUUCUGGUGUAUAUGAAUGGCAGAUGGGGAAAAGUGUGUGUAUCGUCACAAAAUUAUGUAAACGUUGCUUUGGUUGUGUGUCGUCAACUAGGAUACGUAGGAGGAUCUUUUAGAUGGUUUGAAAGUGGACAUGAACCGAUUCACCUUAAUAUUAUACACUGUGAUUCAACAGAGGAAUCCAUUUUUGAUUGUUUCAACAGACGAUACACGUAUAACGAAUACUGCUAUGGAAACGUUUUCGGAAUCGUUUGUAGUCAACCAAUUACGCCUAUUCAAAAUGUUACGUUACCAAACAACCCUUUUUGGACUGGUCUAAUGUGGUUAAAUGACAGAAUUCAUGAAACCCAUAGCGUUUUGAAAUACACGGAUAUUUCACUGGCUGGAGUCGAUGCAAAUGGACAGGCAGGCAACCCUGCAAUUUAUGCAAUUUCAGUUACCGGUGAAUUACCGAGUUUGUCAAAUGUUAAUAUUUUUGAUUGUGCUGGGUCAGGCAUACGAUUCUCCAGUAUAUCUUCUGAUAUUAAUAUCAAGGAUGUUGUUGUCAGAAGUAAUCUUGGUUAUGGAAUAGAGAUGUCAACUUUGGGACCAAUUUCAAUUUGUAAUUCUGAAUUCAAUGAAAAUACGUUUGAUGGUAUUGCGAUAUUUAAUGUAGAUUAUAGUAAUCGGAGGUUGGAAGACCUUUGUAAUGAUGAAAGUGACGACCUAUUUAUAGACGCGUUCGAAUAUAGAUAUCUGUUUAAAUCAUCAGAAAGUUACUACAACCAGCCUUGUCAACGUACAUUUUACACCAAUGAAGGGUACAUACUAAAAGUGAAAAUUCUGCAACAUGAUAGUCAGUAUAUUCGACUGAAGUUUUAUUAUGGAAACGACACUUCAACCUUAUUACAAACAGUUGUAAGUUUAGAAGACGAGGGUUUAAAAUCAAUGUCAAAUGUGAUGACAAUUCGGUACGAAUGUUAUGUCUCGUCCUACUGUCGUUCCUACACUUUCAAAUUCAUAAUUUGGAGUGAGCCAAUUAUUGCAAAAAAUGAAAUUAGUCAUACGACUUUAGCUGAAAACCAAGGAAAUGGAUUGACCAUUCAUACGUAUAUGUUGGAGCUGGACACUAAUGAUCUCACAGCUAUAGACAACCAUGGAAAUGGAUUGCAAACACAUAACAGAAUUAAUGAACUCGUUGUGGAAUCAAGUAACUUUUCUGGAAAUUCAUUUAAUGGAAUUGACAUGUACAAUAUUGUCAACAUGUUCAUCAACGCAUCAUCUGCUAAAGGAAAUAAAAUGAAUGGCAUGAUUUCGGGAAAAUAUACUUAUCUUACACUUCAGAACAGUGUGUUUGAUAGUAACUUGGAAAAUGGCCUUUUCAUAAACGAGAAUCGGUUUAUUGACUACAGUUACAGUUACAAUCUGCAUCUUGACAAUAAUUCAUUUUCGUAUAAUGGUGGAAGUGGCGUUUUCAGGACAGAACACCAUCAAUAUGUAAAUGUAUACAUUCAUAAAAAUUUUAUUAGAUACAACCAGAAUGGUGCGAUAGAUUUUGGGGCAAUAUUUUCGCGUGGUAUCAAAGUAGUUAAAAAUGACAUAUCUUUAAAUGUGGCCUAUUACCUGAUACACAUUGAUGUCACAUAUUCAUCAGUAGGAGAGGCAAUGACAAUUGUGUCAAACGUGUUCCUCAACAACUCUUGUGAACGGCUUUUAUUUCUUGGAACAUCAGCUUCGUCUCAAAACAUAAUUGUCGAGGAAAACGUGAUGAAGAACAAUCAACCGAGAUGGAGAUUUCUAAAUUUAUUCUGGCCUUCAUCUGUCAUAUUUUUACUCUCUUCGAGCGUCUCUAUGAAAAACAACACGUUUGAUAAUCCUAAUUUCAUGUACGAAGUCGCUGUUCCAGGCCGAGACAAAUUGUCAACAGUAACAAUAAAUGCUAGUCUGUCGUGGUGGGGCUCUACAAAUUGUUCCUUCAUCAACACACGUAUUCUAGAUAGAAAAACAGGAGCUUCAUAUCCGAUAGUAGAAAUCUCGCCUUAUCGUGUUGGAUAUAACUUUUCAGACCUAGUUAAUCAAUCAUGUAUACAAUUGGGGUUCCGCAGUGAUCCUGGAUCAACAAUAGGUGGCAGUAUAACAGGUAACGUCACACUAAGUUCUGUUGAUAAUCCGUACAGGGUUGUUAAUGACAUUGUGAUACAACCUGAAGGUACCUUGAUACUUCAGGCAGGUGUCAAUUUGUUGUUUGACUUCUAUACUGGAAUACUGGUUCACGGAACACUUAUUGCCGAAGGAAACAUUACGGAUGUGAUAAGGAUGGAACCAUUCAACAGUUCUAAAGAAACCAUUGAAUUGAUUCGAUUAUCUGGAGGAAGUCAUCCUUGGGAAGGUAUUCUAGAGGUCUCCAGAGAUGGUCAAUGGGGCUCUGUCUGUUACUACAGCUACAGUUCAAGUAUUCAAUGGAAUGCUAUUGCUGCACGUAUAGCUUGUCGGCAACUAGGAUAUAUAGACUACAUAAGUUAUACUUACGGUACAUCUGCUCUUUUGAACAUUUUUAAUGCUUUCAAAUGUGAUGGACGCAUUCAUACAAAUAUAGUUUAUUGCGGUUUCAAGAAUCCACUUUAUCGAUGUUCCUCUUCCCGUAAAGUAUAUUUAACAUGCAAUCCCGGAAGAUGGCAGGGUAUCCGAUUCGCCGUUUCUCUUGAACGAAGUUCAAUGAUUCACACACACAUAAGCUUAGCUGGAGGAUAUCUAGAAGACAUGAAUGUUUACGCCGAUGCUGCUAUUCAAGUGGACCUUCAUCACCAUCAUUUCUCUGAUAUUAAUCUAUAUAAUGCACAUCAGGGAUUCAUUUUCUAUAUCGAUAACCCAUUUUUUAAUGUUCAUUCAGUAAUGAAUACACACAUUGAUUCCUUGGGAUCCGGCGUUUCCAUCUAUUCUCCAUCGUAUCACCACUAUCGAGGAAUCAUUCAAUGUGCAACUGGAUUUUACAUAUCAACCAUGUCCUCGGCACACUUAGAUAAUAUUCGGAAUUAUAUUCACAAAAGCUGGGUACUAAAUUUCUUUGAAUCUGACCAAUCAAUUUUCUUCUCUGACUUAUUCUUUCUCAACAUUCUACCACCAGAAGAAAUCUAUACUAAACAUACUCGAAAUUUCACCGUACAACCUGACAAUAUUAUCGCAAUCUAUGUAUAUCAACAAGACUUAAGUACUUACGAAUCGUUGGUUUUUACUGAUCCAGCAAAUGGAGAUACUUUACUGACACUUGAUUCCACAACAUCAGGGAUAUAUCCAGAUCAUCAGCUAGUUCAAUCGUCAUCGAAUUUUCUGACUGUUACCUAUAAAUAUACUUACCAGUCUAUUUAUUACAAUCAGAUAAAGGUCGACAUUUUGCUCAUGCCUUUAAAAGAUGGAUUAUAUCUCUCAAUCUUCUAUCGCCUAUGGGCUAAAAAUGGAUUCCACUCCGACAAAAUCAGAGUUGAGGGUCAUAGACUCAAAUUGGCAAGGCAGUGA